AAUAUCAAUAAAGUGAUCUGAGAAAAUAUUUUACUCCGCAUAUGAAUAAUUCAAAAUGCUGGCCAAAAAUUCAGUUUCAAAAUUACAUUGAUACAUGUAAUUAAUUCCAAAAAAAGCUAAAGAGUUGGUUGCAUCAAGCGGAUAAAAUUGCUGCGUACUUUGUGAAUUCAUGCAGCCAAUAUCCAAACAUUAGUACCAUUGUUACAUCGAUUUUUAGUACGAAAUACAACACGAAUGACAUUUCAACCAAAAUUGUUUAUAUGUGUCAUUGCGGCUUGACUAUUUGCUUCACCGUCGAAACACAAUCACUCUAAUAGUCGAUUUAAGUUAUAUUCCAAAAAUUGAUUUGAUUUAAAAAUCUUAAAUAUCAUCAGAUUGAACUGAAUUUUGUUCUAUUUCAUAAGCUGUAAAGAUGUUUCUUACUCGUUCGGAAUACGAUCGUGGUGUCAACACAUUUUCACCAGAAGGGCGUCUAUUCCAAGUCGAAUAUGCCAUAGAGGCAAUCAAAUUGGGAUCAACAGCGAUCGGCAUUCGCACGCCUGAAGGAGUCGUUAUGGCUGUAGAGAAGCGAAUCACAUCUCCACUCAUGGAACCAUCAACGGUUGAGAAAAUCGUCGAAGUAGAUCGGCACAUCGGGUGUGCAACAUCAGGAUUGAUGGCUGACGCAAGAACAUUGAUUGAUCGUGCCCGUGUUGAAUGCCAGAAUCAUUGGUUCGUCUAUAACGAACGUAUGUCGGUCGAGUCAUGCGCCCAAGCAGUAUCAACCUUAGCCAUUCAAUUUGGUGACAGUGCCGAUGGUGGUUCAGCCAUGAGUCGGCCGUUUGGUGUGGCUAUUCUAUUCGCUGGCGUUGAAAAUCGCUGGCGAUCCGCAGCUUUGACACAUAGAUCCAUCGGGAACAUAUAUUCGCUAUGAAAAUUUUAAAUUCUUUCUCGCUUUCUAUAGGACGAUUGUAUAUUUGUCGAUGAUUUAUGCUCUGGGCACCGUGGUGCUAACACUAGGAGCCGUGCCCACAUUAAAUCUUCCUACAAAUCAAGUGACUGUGCUGGGUUUGCUGUUAAUUGCCAUGAGCACGGGUGGUACAAAACCGAAUGUGUCGGCAUUUGGUGGUGAUCAAUUCAAAUUGCAAGAGCAAGCGAAGCAUUUAGCCACCUUCUUCUCGUUAAUAACGAGUCGUUAUUCUAUCUGUCAAUCAAUUUUGGAUCCAUGAUUUCGACAUUAUUGACGCCGAUAUUGCGUGAGAACUUGCACUGCUUUGGCGAGCUCAGCUGCUAUUCGCUCGCAUUCGGCGUGCCGGGAGCAUUGAUGGUCAUUUCGAUUCGUAAGUUUGCUUCACUUUCAUUUCCCGAACACGCACGAACGUUUCGAAAGUAAUUUUAAUGAAAUUCUUCAUUUGUUCUAUUUAUCCGCACAGUAAUUUAUGUGAUUGGCAAGCCGUUUUAUGUGCUGAUCCCGC
Molecule: messenger RNA, 1454 nt
Organism: Sitodiplosis mosellana (orange wheat blossom midge)
Lineage: Eukaryota; Metazoa; Arthropoda; Insecta; Diptera; Cecidomyiidae
Product: proteasome subunit alpha type-5-like
Exons: 3
Coding region: 413-913 (166 amino acids)
Biological process (GO): ubiquitin-dependent protein catabolic process
Cellular component (GO): proteasome core complex; nucleus; proteasome core complex, alpha-subunit complex
Source: RefSeq, a predicted model, not a curated record